CUAACCUAGAAGCUGGGGGGAAUCCUGAAUCGAGCUGAGAGGGCUUCCCCAGUUCUCCUGGGAACCCCAUCGCCCCCUGCCAGCCCGUGCCUGAGCAGCAUCACGGGACAUGGCCCCCCCAGCUGCCUAGCCGGAACCCACCUGCGAGAGGCAUCCUUUUCGGCGUCCUGAAGGCCAGCUCUGGACCUUCCCAGGAAAAGUGCCAGCUCACACAACUGCUUGACCAAACACCGGCUCUCAGGACGUCCCCAUACCACCUGGCCCCCCAGCUAGCGUGGGGCCUCUGGAGACUGAGAUUAGCUAUUGGCCUUGGAGAGCCGCUCCAGAACAGAAGGGGGGGUGGGGCUAACCACCCAAACCCCCUCUGGGCCCAGGCCCCAUGCCCCGAGGAGGGGUGGCCUGAAGCCCGCCAGAGUCCCGCACGAGAUUGCCUGCCUGCCCUUCUGACUGUGACUGCUUGGCAUGGCCAGCAACAGCAGCUCCUGCCCGACACCUGGGGGAGGGCACCUCAGUGGGUACCCGGUGCCCCCCUACGCCUUCUUCUUCCCCCCUAUGCUGGGUGGACUGUCUCCGCCGGGCACCCUGACCUCUCUCCAGCACCAGCUUCCAGUUAGCGGCUAUAGUACACCAUCCCCAGCCACCAUCGAGACCCAGAGCAGCAGUUCAGAGGAGAUCGUGCCCAGCCCCCCCUCGCCGCCCCCCCUCCCCCGAAUCUACAAGCCUUGCUUUGUCUGUCAGGACAAAUCCUCAGGCUACCACUAUGGGGUCAGCGCCUGUGAGGGCUGCAAGGGCUUCUUCCGCCGCAGUAUCCAGAAGAACAUGGUGUACACAUGUCACCGAGACAAGAACUGUAUCAUCAACAAGGUGACCCGGAACCGCUGCCAGUACUGCCGGCUGCAGAAGUGCUUCGAAGUGGGCAUGUCCAAGGAGUCUGUGAGGAACGACCGGAACAAGAAGAAGAAGGAAGCCCCCAAGCCUGAGUGCUCAGAGAGCUACACCCUGACGCCAGAGGUGGGGGAGCUCAUCGAGAAAGUGCGCAAGGCGCAUCAGGAGACCUUCCCCGCCCUCUGCCAGCUGGGCAAAUACACUACGAACAACAGCUCAGAACAACGUGUCUCUCUGGACAUUGACCUCUGGGACAAGUUCAGUGAACUCUCCACCAAGUGCAUCAUUAAGACCGUGGAGUUCGCCAAGCAACUGCCCGGCUUCACCACCCUCACCAUUGCCGACCAGAUCACCCUCCUCAAGGCUGCCUGCCUGGACAUCCUGAUCCUGCGGAUCUGCACGAGGUACACACCUGAGCAGGACACGAUGACCUUCUCGGAUGGGUUGACCCUGAACCGGACCCAGAUGCACAACGCCGGCUUUGGCCCCCUCACGGACCUGGUCUUCGCCUUCGCCAACCAGCUGCUGCCUCUGGAGAUGGAUGAUGCUGAGACUGGCCUGCUCAGUGCCAUCUGCCUCAUCUGUGGAGACCGGCAGGACCUGGAGCAGCCAGACAGGGUGGACAUGCUGCAGGAGCCGCUGCUCGAGGCACUGAAGGUCUACGUGCGGAAACGGAGGCCCAGCCGCCCCCACAUGUUCCCCAAGAUGCUGAUGAAGAUCACCGACUUACGAAGCAUCAGCGCUAAGGGGGCCGAGCGGGUGAUCACGCUGAAGAUGGAGAUCCCGGGCUCCAUGCCACCUCUCAUCCAGGAAAUGCUGGAGAACUCGGAGGGCCUGGACACUCUGAGCGGACAGCCGGGGGUGGGGGGCGGGACGGGGGCGGGCUGGCUCCCCCGCCCGGCAGCUGUAGCCCCAGCCUCAGCCCCAGCUCGAACAGAAGCAGCCCGGCCACCCACUCUCCGUGACCACUGCGCCCGUGGACCUGGCCCUCGCCCCACGCCCUGGCUUCUCUCUGCCUUUAUACCAACCAUGCGGCCCCUGCCAGCCCCGCCCCGCACUGUCCUCCCUUUCCUGGGGGACGGGAGGGAGGAGGCAGCGACUCUUCAGACAGAGGCUGCGCCAGGAUGGACUGCCCGCUCCCGAAGCCCGGGCUGACGUCAGGAACAAGGCCCUGAACUGGGGGAGGACCCCUGGUCCUGGGCCUCGUGAUGGGGGCCUGGGGACCUCCUGUUCAUCAAGACGCCCCUCUGCCCACCUCGCCACAUCUUCAUCACCAGCAAAUGCCAGGACCUGGCUCCCCCCAUCCUCAGAACUCGCAAGCCAUUGCCCCCCGGUUGGGGAACCCCCCCCUGCCUCGGUUGGUGACAGAGGGGGUGGGCUGGGGUGGGGGGGCUCCCCCUGUACAUACCCUGCCAUACCAACCCCCAGGUAUUAAUUCUCGCUGGUUUUGUUUUUAAUUUUUUUUUUUGGUUUUGAUUUUUUUUUAAUAAGAAUUUUCAUUUUAAGCACA
Messenger RNA from Talpa occidentalis (Iberian mole), 2395 nucleotides. RefSeq names its product retinoic acid receptor alpha (gene RARA). The transcript has 9 exons. The record is from RefSeq and is a predicted model, not a curated record. Gene Ontology annotation, molecular function: nuclear receptor activity; RNA polymerase II cis-regulatory region sequence-specific DNA binding; nuclear glucocorticoid receptor binding. Gene Ontology annotation, cellular component: transcription regulator complex; nucleus. Gene Ontology annotation, biological process: retinoic acid receptor signaling pathway; regulation of transcription by RNA polymerase II; cellular response to corticotropin-releasing hormone stimulus. The coding region runs from base 463 to 2040 and encodes 525 amino acids. NCBI's taxonomy places the organism in Eukaryota, Metazoa, Chordata, Mammalia, Eulipotyphla, Talpidae.